GCAGACUGCAGAUGAGAGCGUCUGGAGCAGAGACAAUUUUAACUUAGCCAUUCCUAAUUUAUCUCCAGCUUUUCCAAUUCAUCUUCACUGCUCUAUGCACGUUGGAACACCAGAUUGUCCUCCCCUGGGAACAGAAUGCGACCGGGGAUCUAGAGAUCUGUCACACUGCGAGAAAUAGCCAAACUGUGCUGAUUUUCUUCUGGAGAACUGAGCACAGGGAAUGAAACUCUCCAUCCAGUCCUAGCCUUGCGGGCAAUAGAUCAGAGGAUACUGCCAGUUUGCUAAUGGAUUAUUGUUGACGGGCAGGUUCUUUCUGAAAGGUUUUCAGCUGCUGUUUCAUCCAUCCUGGAUGGGUGAGAAGCUGGAAAGGAGAUUGUUGGAGUGGCAUAUAAAAUAAAAGAAUUCGGGGCAAAAACUUGGGUUGGAACUCUCUAAGCCUAUUACGGAUUGCAGCUGGCCAUUAUUCCAUGGGCAUCCUGUGAGACCUAAGUUGUUGGCAUGCGUCACAUUAUUCUCACCUAAAACUGUGAACCCUAACAGAAUUCAAGAAAAAUAAUAGCAACUGAAGAUCACAAGUUUCUUUCUCUGGAUGUGGAUAGGGUUAUUUCUCAUAAAUUCCUCUGGAUUGACCUGGAUCAUUGCAUUGCUCUAUCUUGGAGUUGGCAAGACCUGGAUUUAUUGGAUGCUUCUGAUACUUGCAACCUAUGUGACCAUGGGGUCAUGGCAUGCUGUUUAAUCAGAAGAUGUAAUCAUGGAGAUACAGAAAUGAUAUAGUGCUUCAGAAACACCAAUAUCUGAUUCCUAGAAUUUUUUUCAAGGAUUGUUCAAGGACCACUUCUACAUGAAUCAAUUUCUGACCCUGUUUUUAGAACUCUCUACCUCUUGAAUUUACUUUCUGUAAAGAAGAUAUAAAUUUAUUUUCUACCAUAGAUUAAUCCAGCAUCUACAUCCUUAAUUAUUAGAAAUCAGAUGAAAAUCUCAUAAAACAAAAGAGGAGACAGUGUAUGUAUUUCUUCAAAUGAGACUUAUUUCAUAACAUUGGAUAAAAUGAGAUGCUUGCGGAAAAGAUCAGCAGUGUCAUUCUUAGGACUUCUUGUUAUUUGUCUUCUUUUCAUGAAUUUGUACAUUGAAGAUGGGUAUGUUUUGAAGGGAGACAAACAGCUCAUUAGAGAAACAUCCACACAUCAACUGAAUUCAGAACGUUAUGUGCACACUUUUAAAGAUUUAUCUAAUUUCUCAGGAGCCAUAAAUGUCACCUAUCGCUAUCUAGCUGGCACUCCUUUACCAAGAAAAAAGUACCUAACAGUUGGACUUUCAUCAGUCAAAAGAAAAAAAGGAAAUUAUUUGCUUGAAACGAUCAAGUCUAUAUUUGAGCAAUCCAGUUAUGAAGAACUGAAGGAAAUUGCAGUGGUGGUUCAUCUAGCUGAUUUCGACUUACCUUGGUGUGACAGUAUAGUCAGAGAUAUUACACAGAAAUUUGCUCACCACAUUAUCGCUGGACGAUUAAUGGUCAUACAUGCUCCUGAGGAAUAUUACCCAAUGUUGGAUGGCCUUAAACGAAAUUAUAAUGAUCCAAAUGACCGCGUCAAGUUUCGAUCCAAGCAGAAUGUGGAUUAUGCUUUCCUUCUUAAUUUUUGUGCCAAUAUUUCAGAUUAUUAUGUAAUGUUAGAAGAUGAUGUUCGAUGUUCUAAAAACUUCUUGUCUGCCAUUAAGAAAGUGAUUACAUCACGAGAAGGUUCUUACUGGGUGACUCUGGAAUUUUCCAAGCUUGGAUACAUUGGAAAACUCUAUCAUUCCCAUGAUCUCCCGAGACUGGCACAUUUUUUGUUAAUGUUUUACCAAGAAAUGCCUUGUGAUUGGCUAUUGAUCCAUUUCCGUAGUCUCUUGGCUCAAAAAGAAGUAAUGCGCUUUAAACCAUCCCUGUUUCAACAUAUAGGAUAUUAUUCCUCAUACAAAGGAACAGAGAACAAAUUAAAGGAUGACGACUUUGAAGAGGAUUCAUUUGAUAUCCCUGACAAUCCACCUGCAGAGCUAUAUACAAAUAUGAAUGUAUUUGAAAAUUAUGAUGUAAGCAAAGCAUAUAGCAGUGUUGACGAGUACUUUUGGUCCAAAGCACCCACAGUAGGGGAUUAUUUUGUAAUUAUAUUUGAGAAGCCCAUUAAUAUCAGCAAAAUUAAAGUGAGUACUGGAACAGAAGAUCGACAAAAUGACAUUUUGCAUCAUGGAGCCCUGGAAGUUGGGGAAAAUGUUGGAUGGAGCAAAAAGGGAAAACAGUGUGCCACUUACUUGAGACUAGGCGAAUUCCAAAAUGGAAACUUUGAAAUGGCAGAUGUGAAGCACAAAGUUCCAUUUGAUAUUCACUGUAUAAGAAUACUUGCUACCAGAACACAAAAGGAAUGGCUGAUUAUUAGGAGUGUUAGUAUUUGGACCUUUCAGCCAAUAAAUCAAUGACUCCAUUUUACCGAACUACGUCUUCCUUUCUAAUAGGGGAGUGCAUAAUAUCACUUGGUUAGCAACAGGUGCUAUUCCCCAAAGGAUGACUUAAUUUUGUUUAAAGUGGAAAUCUGGAACAUUGUAACACAAACAAAAGCAAUUUAUUUUUUACUAGUUCAGCCAGGCAAUAUAUAAACAUCAGUUUGUUGGUAUGUUUUGAAUUUUGUAGUAAAAAAAAAAGUUUUCAUUCAUGUCUUUGAGUCCCCAAAAUCCUUCUUUGUGGUUAUCUUUGACUUAUCAAGAGAAGACAAUGUUUGAAAUAUAAGAAAAAUCCUCAUUGAAAUUGGUAGCUUUGAUUAAACAUUGUCAAAAUAAUUUGACUUCAUUAUAUCUGUGUAUUAAAGUUGAUGAAAGUUGAUAUUUUAUGCCAUGGUUAAUGUUGCUUUCAUUUUAAAGACAGUUUUAAUAAUGUAAUCUUAUUAGUGUGUUGCCAGUUGUAUUUGAAUGCAAAAAAGAAAUGAUGUGGAUUAAUAUGACACAUUUGAAAUGUGAAGACUGAUAUGUUAAUUUAGUUGGACAGUGAUUAUUGAAAAAUAAUUGUUGACAGUGUGGUUAAUUCUGUGGUAGAACCUUGGGUCCAAUUUAUUCAUCAAAUAGUAUAUAUUAAGCUCUGCUGUCAAGUAGAGGUGGAAUUGAUCUGAAUGAUAAUUUGAUUUCGCUGCUGGGGAACUUAAGUUCCUAGUGGCUUCCAGCCUAGCCCUCAUCAAUCAUAUUUGAAAUGAACAAUGCCACUAAAAAUUGAUGCCUUUUUAGAAGAGUUCCACAGGUGGGAGGAACCCAUCCCAAUGAUUUGUAAUGAUGGUAAAAUGAUUUUCAUGACAUUCUUUUCAAAAAUAAUAUUGAAUAUCUAUUGUUUUAAGAUUUAUUUUCCUGAAAGUAUAUUCUCUACAAUUACUUUUGAAAGAAAACAAAAGCAAACACUAAACUUGGAUUGUGAUAACUAAAUUGAUCAUCUCAAAAGGAAAAAAGAGAAUAAAAAUAGUCUUUAUCUGGUUUAGUCUUUUUAUAAUUUCAUAGUAGGGAAAGUAAGCACAUUUGAAAUUUGGAAUUAAAUGUUUAUUAAAAAUCAAUAUAAAUGAAGAAAGAUUAAACCUAUCAGUGUUGAGCACACCACCCAACAUAUAAUCUGCCUUUAAAUAAUGUAGUGGACAGAGUUCUGGAACUGGAGUUAUGAAGACCUAUAUUCAGUUCCUGACUCAGAAAUUUACUAGAUAUAUGAUCUUUAGAAAUUCACAUAAUUUGCUAUGCUUUUGUUUCCUCCUCCAUAAAGUGGAAAAUAAUAGUAUCUAAUUCACAGAGUUGUUGUGAAUUUCAAAUGAGUUCAUAUCUUUAAAUUGUUUUGUAAUACAUGAAGUGCCAUAUAUGUACUAAUUACUUGUAUUUAUCAUUAUUAUUAUAUGAUACACUGUCAUAGAAUAGGUUUAGAGAUGGAAUGAUCCUUUGGAAUCUUAUAAUCCAUCCCCUAAUUUUAUAAAGAAGAAAUCUGUGGUUCAAAAAGAUUAAACAUAUCACCCAUAGUAACCCAACCAAUUCCAAUAGUGUCCCAGGCUAGAAAUAAAAUCACCUGAUUCUCAUUAGAAGACUUUUUCUAUGAUAGUAGAAAUGUCUUUACCCAAUUCUUGAGUUGAUUUAAUUUCCCUAUUGUCUAAUUUACACAGGCAAAACCUAAGAAAUCUUCCAUGGUACUAGAGAUUUAUUGAAAGUAUUAUUGUUCUAAUGCCAUCAACAUUUACCCAACAUACAUAAUAUUGCAAGCCUUUCUAAGAUUUCCAUCAGAGAAUAAUUUCAAUAGCAUCUAUAUGUUAUUGUUUUUCAGUUGUUUCAGUUGUGUCCAACCCUUCAUGAACUUAUUUGAAGUUUUCUUGGCAAAGAUACUGGAGUCAUUUGCCAUUUCCUUACUCAGCUCAUUUCAUAGAUGAGAAACUGAAAUAAACAGAAUGAAAUAACUUGCCCAGGGUCACACAGCUAGUAAGUUUCUGAGGCCAUAUUUGAACUCAGGAAGAAGGAGUCUUCCUAAUUUCAGGCCAAGCAUUCUAUUCACUGUGCCACCUAGAUGCCUUGUACUUUUUUCAAAAAUAAAAUAUGAGGACACUGUCCUCUCCCAUCAA
Messenger RNA from Monodelphis domestica (gray short-tailed opossum), 4601 nucleotides. RefSeq names its product MGAT4 family member C (gene MGAT4C). Gene Ontology annotation, molecular function: acetylglucosaminyltransferase activity. Lineage: Eukaryota; Metazoa; Chordata; Mammalia; Didelphimorphia; Didelphidae. Gene Ontology annotation, biological process: protein N-linked glycosylation. The record is from RefSeq and is a predicted model, not a curated record.